GGUACCUAUUACCUGUUUUUGUCUUAGCGGGUAGCUAUACCGAAAUUCAUCAUAAUAUAAGACCUAAGAUGACUAACUUUUGUAUCGAUACCAUUGCUGAAAAAUGCAUAAACUUGUAUGAUAGUCUUCCAAAAUCAGGUAAACCUUUAAAAAAUGAGUGGACUGUAUUGUCUUGUGUAUUACAAUAUGAUAAAGUAACAUCUUCUUACGACGUGGUCUCAUUAGGCACUGGUUCUAAAUGCAUUGGAGCCUCCAAAAUGUCUUCUGCCGGCAAUAUCUUAAACGAUUCGCAUGCCGAAGUUUUUGCACGACGCGGCUUUUUGAUUUAUUUGUAUGAAAAUAUAAUGAACACAUUAGAAAACAAACAAUCCAUAUUCCAUAAAGAAAAAGAAAAAUUCAGAUUAAGAGAUAACAUAGAGUUUAUUUUUUAUUCAUCACAGACGCCAUGUGGGGAUGCAUCAAUAAUGCCCAAAGUCGAACAAGAAGAUAAUGUUGGAUAUACGAUUCUAUCUCAUAAAAGAGGAGCUCAGGAUGACAAUUGUCAAAUAGUAAUUAAAAGACAAAAACUGGACAUUCAUAGGACAGGAGCAAAAUGUUUACCUAACAUGAAACAAGAUCUACAAUUGCUAGGAGAACAUUAUCAUUUAUUAGGACAAGUAAGAACAAAACCUGGCAGAGGUGACAGAACUCUCUCUGUGUCAUGCAGUGAUAAAAUGGCUCGUUGGAUACAAGUUGGAAUACAAGGAGCUUUACUGGACAUGCUCUUAUGUGAACCAAUCUUUAUAAAGUAUUUCAUAUUUGGUGCAGGUGUUCCGUACUGUGAAAUAUCAUUAAAUAGAGCUCUCUUAAAGAGAAAUUCUGAUGAUGUUAUUGAUAGAAAACUUGCAUGUUUUCCUGAAUUCUAUAAAUGUUCAAAAAUAUUUCCUCAGAUUAAAAGUGGAGAUGAAAUGAAGCCAACUCCUGCAAGUAUUGUUUGGAUUAAAACAAGACAAAAAUUAAUAGAAGUUGCUAUUCAAGGUAAAAAACAAGGAGCAACAAAAAAGAAUGCUAAUUAUCUUAAUAGUUCUUUGUGUAUCAGUAAAUACAACAUUUAUAAUAAAUUUCAAGAAGUUUUACUUAAACACAAAGAUUUAUGUAGAAGUAUCUGUGGUGAGGAAUUGUUGUGUAACAUUGAAUACAACAAAAUGAAGAAAAAGGCUGACAGGUAUCAAAAAAAUUGGUGUGAAACAAAAGAUAAUUUCUUCAAAAUAUGGACAGUGAAACCAGAUUUAUGGAAUUUUUGUAUAAAUAAUAAAUCAAUUUAAAAUCUUUAA
This is a messenger RNA of Nymphalis io (European peacock), 1313 nucleotides long. It is a transcript of the gene Adat1, whose product is annotated as tRNA-specific adenosine deaminase 1. Gene Ontology annotation, molecular function: adenosine deaminase activity; RNA binding. The coding region runs from base 69 to 1304 and encodes 411 amino acids. The transcript has 2 exons. Gene Ontology annotation, biological process: RNA processing. The record is from RefSeq and is a predicted model, not a curated record. NCBI's taxonomy places the organism in Eukaryota, Metazoa, Arthropoda, Insecta, Lepidoptera, Nymphalidae.